Messenger RNA from Ylistrum balloti, 3357 nucleotides. RefSeq names its product zinc finger SWIM domain-containing protein 6-like. Bases 1 to 3357 code for a protein of 1118 amino acids. Lineage: Eukaryota; Metazoa; Mollusca; Bivalvia; Pectinida; Pectinidae. The record is from RefSeq and is a predicted model, not a curated record. Gene Ontology annotation, molecular function: zinc ion binding. Gene Ontology annotation, cellular component: Cul2-RING ubiquitin ligase complex. The transcript is spliced from 13 exons.
AUGGCAGCUCCGAAAAGGCUGUGUACGAAUUUUGCUCCAAGUUGGAUAUCCCAAAAUGCCGGGAAUUCGGGAUUUAAGGAUGGUAAAAGUGGACACGGUGAUAAAGUGGAAUCUCUACUGGAUAUUUGUGCUAAAAUUGUGGCGGAAAACAUCCCAUUUCAGACCGUAGAACAACGUUUCGAUCGUAUCCCUGAACCCGUUCAGGGACGAAUCGUGUUCUGGUCCUUCCCUCGUAACGAAAAGGAUAUUUGUAUGUACUCCUCCUUCGCAAAUUGUGGGAAGGAUGGCGCAGAGAAUCAAAAACUACCUUUCCAUCAAGGAGUAAGACUUCUAGAAAAUGGUGCUGUCGAUAGUGUUUUACAAAUUGGAUUUCACCUUAGUGGAACAGUAACGGAACCUGCCAACCCCUUGUAUACCACAGAACCAGAUACUACAUAUCAAGUGUCUAUCAGCUUUGAUAGGUGUAAAAUUACCUCAGUAAAAUGUGGCUGUGGAGACAAGGAUAUAUUUUGGUGCAAACAUGUGGUGGCUUUGUCCUUAUAUCGGAUACGGAAAGCAGAAAGUGUACAACUCAGGGUCCCUAUAUCAGAAACACUUUUACAGAUGAGUCGGGAACAACUACAGAAGUUUGCACAGUAUUUAAUAGCAGAACAUCACUCAGAGGUCCUUCCAACUGCACAGAAAAUAGCUGAUGAAAUUCUGUGUGCAAAAUCAGAGAUCAACCUUCUUCCAGGUGCUCCUGACCCAACCGCUGGGGCUUCUGUGGAUGAUGACAAUAGCUGGCAUUUAGAUGAAGAACAAGUACGGGAAACUGUGCGAUCCUACCUGUCUCAAGAUGGCUACAUUACAGUGUCAAACCAACUCACCUUUAUGUUUGCAAAGGUGCGAGAAAUGCUGCGUGCAAGGGACUCAAAUGGUGCUAGAAUGUUGACACUGAUCACGGAACAGUUCCUGGCUGACCCUCGCCUACUGGUCUGGAAGUCUCAAGGUCAACCAAUGACGGAUAAGUGUCGACAACUGUGGGAUGAACUAGGUGCUCUCUGGGUGUGCGUUGUGCUCAAUCCUAACUCCACCAUGCAGGACAAGGACCACUGGCAGAAGCUACUGGACGAGUGGUCAUCAUGUCCAGUGUGUCCACUGGAGGAUGCUGAUGUCCGACAUGCAGGAGAUUUAACUCUCACCAAUAUGGGACUCAGUAACUCAGGUCCCUACUCUAAUAAACCACGUAAGAUUUUCCACCGUGCCCUGACGGCCAGCAAGCUUACCUGGGAGGACAAACACCUCCAGCUGGUUCUGAGGGAGGACUACUGUCACUGUCUCCACAAUUACCAGUUUGAUCUCUUUGACCAGCAGGGCUUCCCCCUCUGGAAUGAACACUUUCCAACUGCAUGUGCCAGAGUAGAUGCUUUACGUUCCCAUGGUUACAUAAAAGAGUCUCUACGAUUGGCUGUCAGUAUAGUAAGGUCAUUAAAAAAGAAACAGAAGUACAACCAGCAGGUAUAUAAAAGUCACAGUGAGGAGACACCUAGUACCAGUCGUGGGUCCUGGAAAAAGCCACCACAGACCAAUAAUACAGAGGGAUGGAUAGGCCAUGCAUUGGAUCCUCUGGGAGUACUUUUCGAUACACUCAUGGAAGCAUCUAUCAACACAGAAGACCCCACCCCUACAGAUCCUCUCAGCAGUCGUUUAUUUGCUGGUGAAACCCCAAGCUGUCUACCUCCUCGUUACCACCACGUGGCAAUCCCAGGGAAUGGAGACCGCCAUGAGUCGUAUUUGACAUAUGCUUUGGAGGUGGCGCUGAUUGGUCUGAGCCAACAGAGACAGAUGCCAACAGGACUGUAUGCCCAGGAAAAAGCAUGUAAACAGGAAGAGAAACUCAUUGCCAAACUACAAAGUGUGGAGCUUGACCCUACCCUGGUGUCUGUGUUUAGUAAACAGGCUGUCCUUAUGUUGGAAGGAGGAAGUCACAGUGGACUUGGUAUAGGAAUUCAUUCAGAAAGCUACCCUAUGCACACAUUUGCCAAGUUUCUCUUCAACAGUCUCUUGCCACAUGACCAGGAUCUGGCUUACAGGGUUGGCCUUCGUGCAAUGAGAUUACCUGUUUUGGAAGAUACAGAAGAUAUAGAUGAUGGAUUAAACAAUAUCGGGUCAGCCAUGCUCAGUCGCUUUCCUCGUUGGUUUAUCCUCGGUCACAUUGAGAGUAAACAGUGUGAGCUGUCCUGUACACUGCUGGCAGCAGCUAAGGGAGACAUCAGAAGACUGCGCACAGUGCUGGAAGUAGCCCACAAACACAUUCAUAGCUCAUCACAGCUCUUCAAACUUGCUCAGGAUGUGUUCAAGAUAGCCACACCUGCAGACACACCCAAACACAUGGGUGCUCUGAAUGCAGCCUUUGAACUUGGCUUACAGGUAAUGAAGAUGACACUUAUGACGAUGAAUUGGCGUCGACGUGAGAUGGUUCGAUGGUUAGUGACCUGUGCAACAGAGGUCGGAGUUCAAGCAUUGGUGUCAAUCAUGCAGAAUUGGUACACCUUAUUCCAGCCUAUCGAGGCUACAGGAAUGGUUGCUACCACAAUAAUGUCUCAUACAACAAUGAUGCAGUUGAAUGUUAAUUAUCACCAGCAAGAGGAGCUAGCCAACUGUGCACGGACGUUAGCUCUUCAGUGUGCUACCAAAGACCCACAGAAUUGUGCGCUGUGUGCUCUCACCUUGUGUGAAAAGGACCCUGCAGCGUUUGAAACAGCCUAUCAAAUAGUCAUAGAGGCUGCCUCCCACAUCAUGAACUCCAGUCAGUUAUUUACGAUAGCCCGGUACAUGGAGCACCGAGGCUAUCCGAAUCGUGCAUACAAACUUGCCCUUCUCGCCAUGAAAAAUCUACAUCUCGCUUACAAUCAGGACACUCAUCCCGCCAUCAACGACAUUCAUUGGGCAUGUGUGCUAAGUCACUCUCUAGGUAAAAAUGAACUAGCUAAUGUCAUUCCCGUCCUGGUUAAAAAUGUUCAGUGUGCAACAGUGCUUUCAGACAUUCUGCGGAGGUGCACAUUGUCCGCUCCUGGCUUAGCCAGUCAGGAUGGAAAGCGACGUGCCAUCAAACUUUUAUCAUAUGACAAGCUUCCUUUACGCCAGCUCAUGGAUGCCACGAUACAUGCCUAUAUUAGUACAACACAUUCAAAACUCACACAUAUCAGUCCACGACACUAUGGAGACUUCAUAGAAUUUCUAAGCAAAGCAAGAGAAACAUUUCUUCUGGCUCAGGAUGGACUUAUCAAGUUUGCACAAUUAAUUGAAAAUAUGAAACUUGUUUAUAAAGGCAAAAAGAAACUGAUGUACCUCAUCAAGGAGAGAUUUGGGUUAUGA